CUCACAGGGCACCCACGCACUCGCACGCACACAAACACUCCUGCCUGCCUCCGCCUUCGGAAGGCCGAGGCGCGCCUGACUUUCCAGGCCCGAACGGGCUGAUCGGCAGCCUCUGGGCGACAAUCCAGGAUCGCGCGGGCCAGGGGCGGGAGCCAGGAAGCGCCGCCGGCAUGGAGGCGCUGUUGCUGGGCGCCGGUUUGCUCUUGGGCGCCUACGUGCUAAUCUAUUACAACCUGGUGAAGGCUCCUCCGUGCGGCGGCAUCGGCAGCCUGCGGGGCCGUACCGCCGUGGUGACCGGCGCCAACAGCGGCAUCGGGAAGAUGACAGCGCUGGAGCUGGCGCGCAGGGGAGCGCGCGUGGUGCUGGCCUGCCGCAGCCGGGAACGCGGGGAGGCGGCCGCCUUCGACCUCCGCCAGGAGAGUGGGAACAACGAGAUCAUCUUCAUGGCGCUGGACUUGGCCAGUCUGGCCUCAGUGCGGGCCUUUGCCACUGCCUUCCUGAGCUCAGAGCCACGGCUGGACAUCCUCAUCCACAAUGCUGGGAUCAGCUCCUGUGGCCGGACACGGGAGACCUUCAAUCUGCUGCUGCGGGUGAACCACGUGGGCCCCUUCCUGCUGACGCACCUGCUGCUGCCCCGGCUGAAGACAUGUGCACCCAGUCGUGUGGUGGUAGUAUCCUCGGCUGCCCACCGACGUGGACGUCUUGACUUCACCUGCCUGGACCGCCCCGUGGUAGGCUGGCAGCAGGAGCUGCGGGCAUAUGCCGACAGUAAGCUGGCCAAUGUGUUGUUUGCCCGGGAGCUUGCCAACCAGCUUGAGGGCACUGGUGUCACCUGCUAUGCAGCUCACCCAGGCCCUGUGAACUCAGACCUGUUCUUGCGCCACGUCCCUGGAUGGCUGCGCCCACUUUUGCGUCCAGUGGCUUGGUUGGUGCUCCGAGCACCAAAAGGGGGUGCUCAGACCCCCCUGUACUGUGCUCUGCAAGAGGGCCUUGAACCCCUCACUGGGAGAUACUUUGCCAACUGCCACGUGGAGGAGGUCUCCCCAGCUGCCCGAGAUGACCGUGUAGCCCACCGGCUGUGGGAGGCCAGCAAGAGAUUGGCAGGGCUUGGGCCUGGGGAUGAGGAUGAAGAACCUCAGGAAAAGCCCCAGUCUGAAGACCCAGGGGCCCAGUCAUCUCGGAACAGCCCCCACACAGAAGAGGCUACCUGUUCGGAACCCUCCCCCAGCCCUAAGAGCUCACCAGACUGGGCUAAGGUGACCCAGCGAAUUCCGGUUAAAGCUGGACCUCAGUCCCAAGACCUCUAGGCUCCAGGCUGGGAUGCUUCCCAUGGCACUUGGUGGCCCUUGCCCACUCCAGCUAGACCCACAUGGACCCUGGGCAUUGAGGGCUUUGCCACCAAGGUUGCUUUGUGGGGUCCUCCAGGUGUGUCCCAGAUGGCUCUGUUCCAAGUAAUGGGUGUCGUUUGACAUUUCUUCCACAGAGGGACCCCAGACUGAGUGGGAGGCGUGCUAACCCUGAAUGGCAGUUUGCCAGUCCCCACCCUCAGUGACUGUGCUGGAAGCUGGAGCAGGGCCAGGGUGGCCCUGCUGACACUGACAAUAACAGAGCCCUUUCAGCAGACCAGCUAGCUGACUCAGCUACCCUCCACUUCUCUGGAGGCCGGAUGGGACUCCCGCUCCAGGUCUCAUAGCCAGUUGAGAGCAGGCGCUGGGCUUCGAACCCGGGACUGGGACUCCAGGGCUUCGUCGACU
Messenger RNA from Ochotona princeps (American pika), 1754 nucleotides. RefSeq names its product dehydrogenase/reductase 13 (gene DHRS13). The transcript has 5 exons. The coding region runs from base 171 to 1307 and encodes 378 amino acids. NCBI's taxonomy places the organism in Eukaryota, Metazoa, Chordata, Mammalia, Lagomorpha, Ochotonidae. The record is from RefSeq and is a predicted model, not a curated record.